Messenger RNA from Asparagus officinalis (garden asparagus), 750 nucleotides. RefSeq lists its product as uncharacterized. The transcript is spliced from 5 exons. NCBI's taxonomy places the organism in Eukaryota, Viridiplantae, Streptophyta, Magnoliopsida, Asparagales, Asparagaceae. The record is from RefSeq and is a predicted model, not a curated record. Gene Ontology annotation, molecular function: protein serine/threonine kinase activity. Gene Ontology annotation, biological process: protein phosphorylation. Bases 127 to 735 code for a protein of 202 amino acids.
UAAGACGGAGAAGCGCUAAAAAACUCUCAAUUUUCUUCCCUAAUAAUUCCUUUUUCCCCCAAAAUCACAGUAUUUCUUAUAAUUUUAAAACCUAGAGUUUCUCUCAAGGGAUUCAUUUCCGAUUUCAUGGCGGAAAGCUCUAGUUCGAUCGGCAAGAAGCGGGCGAGAGAGGAUGAUGACGGUGAAAUUCUCAGUCUUGAGAACAAUCUUACCUAUAGUGAUACCGCAAUAGCACUUCAAAUGAUGCGUUCACAAUUUCCGAAGGUUGAGAAGGUUGCAAUACAGCCUUUCAUCUUGCAGUCACAGUUGUAUAGUAGUGUAAAGGAUAGGACACAGGUGGACAGGGACUUGGAGUCAUUGAAGAAAGAAAAAGUUCUUCGCUUGUUCAAACUAAAUACCGGACAGGAUGAUCAUGCCAUAAUGUUCAUGGAUGAUUAUCUCAAACAGGUGGAAACUUCAAUGAAGAGGUUGCAAGACAAAGAUCAGCAAGACAUUCGAGUGUUUGACUGGUUUAAGAGACAUGUUAUCGAAUCCAAAUUGGAUGUUAGCAUAGACCAUCAAGAGUUGGUGAGCCAGUUGCAUUUCAAUGAAGAACAACUUUAUUAUAAUUUUUUGCAUCUUGAUGAUUGCUGUCUGCAUUUGAGGAACCUUUUCGUGCUUAUGAAACAAAAAAUGUUAUAUUCAAGUACCGUAAUCAAUUUUUCAAUCUUUUAUUUUGUGUUACAUUCGGAGUAACUUUGUAUCUGCUAG